UUCAAUGGCCCAUGUUGAUGACGCUAUAUGACGCCAAACAAAAUCGACAUCCUGAACAGAAAACAGAAACAACCAUCUGUCCGAUUUUAUGGAGUAAAAUCUUUUACAUAUCGAAAUGAAUUCAAAACGUAAUGUUUCGUGGAUAAAGCCAGCAGAGCCAUCAUUUCUGAAGAAAUUCAAAAGUGAUGUUGGCUACAAGGAAGGACCGACGGUCGACACUAAGCGACAAGAAAUGCCACAGUUCGAUGAUGAUAGUGGCGAUAGUGACCACGAGGACGAGAUGCCGCAAAUUGUUGUCUUGAAGAAAGGAGACCUGAGUGCCGAAGAGGUCCAUCAACUGAAAAAAGACAAGGACCCCACAAAGGAUGACAAGCCUCCCUCAGACGGCAAGAUCGUGUUCAAGAAGCCAGAGAAGCGGUCGUCAUCAGACAAGUACCAGGGUAUUUCCGCCAGCUCCAGCAAGAAGAAGAAGAAACACGAGGAGAAGGAGAAGGAGGAGGAGGAGGAGGAAGGCAAAGGCGAAUCAAAGUCAGGGAUGAAAGUGAAAAACAAAAGUUUGCUGUCUUUCGGUGGCGAUGAUGAUGAUGAGGAAGACUGAACUCUUUACUCUGACUCAGUUGGAUCGGUCGUGUUUUAGACCUAAAAUAAGAACUCUUUCCUUCUCCACCACAGGGUCCUCUUGAUCAACUUAGUUUUUUUUCUACUGUAUGCAUUUCGCAAAGAAAAACUCUUGCAGACUGUCCUCAUUUGCAAUUCAAUGUUGUGAAUGAGGACAAAGUGUGUCGGAGUAUUUCGUUGUAACAUUGGUGUCCUUGUGGAUGUCCCAACACACCUGACCAAGGGAGGUGUGUAAGAAAUCUGAAAAUAUCUACAUGCCAUUGUUUCUUAUUUUUAUUUUUAAAAAAUGUGUUUUAAUAGCUCUAGUCAUCUGGAUGAGUUGUGGACAGCUGAUUUUACUGAAGGCAGCUUUUCAACACACUAAACGUACGUAAAUUAUGUAAUUAUAGAGCCGAUGGAAACACAACUUGAUGUGAGGAAUUUUUACAAUGUUGUUGCAAGUAGCACAGGAAAGGCUCUGCCCAACUCACUGGAUGUACAGCUCCAGGCCACUUUAUUAGAAUAGCAUGAAAAAGUUGAUU
Messenger RNA from Engraulis encrasicolus (European anchovy), 1139 nucleotides. Its product is annotated as KIAA1143 ortholog. NCBI's taxonomy places the organism in Eukaryota, Metazoa, Chordata, Actinopteri, Clupeiformes, Engraulidae. The coding region runs from base 116 to 598 and encodes 160 amino acids. The transcript is spliced from 3 exons. The record is from RefSeq and is a predicted model, not a curated record.